Molecule: messenger RNA, 3075 nt
Organism: Thalassophryne amazonica
Lineage: Eukaryota; Metazoa; Chordata; Actinopteri; Batrachoidiformes; Batrachoididae
Product: ankyrin repeat and SOCS box protein 15-like
Biological process (GO): intracellular signal transduction
Cellular component (GO): cytoplasm
Molecular function (GO): protein binding
Source: RefSeq, a predicted model, not a curated record
AUGAGGUUGACUCCUCCUCCUCCUCCGCCCCCUCCUCUGCCAAACACCAACACAACCGGCAACCCCACGGUUGUCAAUGACGCUCUUGAAAGAGUCCUGAACAACGACCCAGAACUCACAGAGGUCAAUCUCAACAACAUUGAUGAUGCCUCACAGACAAGUUGUCUUUGGUUCAUUAGGAAGGAAUCAAACAGUGCAGAGUUCAUGGAGAUAAUGGCAGCCAUUCAGAAAGAUGAUGCGUCCGUGCUUCAGGAGCUGUCAGCUUGUGCUUCUGCCUUCAGAGAGACAGACUCCAGGGGCCUGCCUCUGCACGCCGCGGCUGUAAAACUGCACACAGAGCUCCUGCAUGUGGUUCUGCAAGACAAAUGUCUGGCAGUACUAACACCCACAGAUGUGACCCUGGAGCAGCCGACGGAGGACGGGGACACCGCUCUGACUCUGGCGGGGGCUGGCUUGGUGCAAAAUGUCAAGCUACUGUUACAGUACGGGGCUUCGCCGCACAACACCAACAGCAGGAACGAGUCUCCCCUAUUGCUAGCAGUGAGGCAGCGCUCCUAUGACAUGGUUCAGUCUCUCAUUAUGGGAGGGGCCUUUGUGCAACAGGUGUGUCUCCAAAACUGGACCGUCACCCAUGAAGCUGCAAAGGUGGGGUGUCCAACCAUUCUGAGGUUCUUGCUUCGACAUGGAGCCAGCGUCAAUGUUCGAGACGGCCACGGGGUGACACCUCUGGGGAUCGCAGCCGAACACAGCAAUGCUAAAGCUUUGGCUAUUCUGAUACAACAUGGUGGUGACGUGAAUGCCCAGGCCAACAAUGGAGACACAGUGCUGUAUGAUGCUACUGGAUCUGGAAACCUGGACUGUGUCAAUUUGCUCCUGGAGCAUGGAGCCAACCCAAAUGUAGCCAGCUACGCCUGCCAGCUGCCCAUCCACAGAGCUGCUUAUGAGGGACACUUGCUUGUCCUGAGGACUCUCAUCCCCCUGACUACAAAGAAAGCCAUCCGUCUGUCCGGCCAGAGUCCUGUCCAUUCAGCCGCUGACGGGGGCCAGGCCGAGUGUCUGGAGUUGCUUAUCCAGAAGGAUUUCAACGUCAAUGCCCUGCUGGAAAUGCACAUCUCUGAGAACUACGGGGACUUGAGGAAAACGCCACUGUACUUCACUGUUACAAAUGAUGAUGUAAUCUGUGCUGAGAUGCUGCUGGCAGCUGGAGCAAAUACUGACCUGGACCCACUAAGGUGCAUUCUGGUGGCCAUACGAGCUGAGAGUUAUGAACUGGUGCGUCUGCUGCUGUCCUACGGCGCCGAGGUUAAUUGUUACUUCAGAGUGAUCAGUGAUACCAUCUUCCCUACGGCCUUGCAGUAUUGCCUGAGAGACCAUGCCAUGCUGCGAUUGCUGCUUAACAAUGGAUAUCAAGCCGAUAAAUGUUUCCACUGUUGUCAUGGUAACAACAGGGAAGUGGACAACACUUGGAGUGAGCGCCAUGAUCAAGCCUACCAAACUGACACACAAUCUAAAGUCAUUUCUUUCUGUGAGUUUGUGUCGGUGUCGUGGCUCGCACACCUGGUGGGCGGCCUAGUGAUGAUGUUCCUAGACUACGUGGGUCACGUUAGCAUCUGUUCACAUCUCAAACGCAUCCUGCAGACGAGGCCAGAGUGGGAUGAAAUUUGUGACAUACUGGGUAAACCGCGGUCUUUGCAGCACUUGUGCCGUUUGGUAAUCAGAGGUCACAUGAAACUCAGGACGCUAAAUGACCCCAAAGCCAUGGCUGCUGCCCCCUUUCCUCCGCGACUGAAGAGCUAUAUGACCUACGCCGAGUAUGACCCGUGCCUCUGAUUGAAAAAACAAACACGACAGUCUUUGUAUAGUUUCUCUGAAAGUUCCGUUGUAUUUUUGCACAGUUUCAUAUGAUGUCUGUGACUAUAUAAUCGCGAGAAUUUCUAAUAUGAAUUUGUGUAUUUCAUUUGGUUUGUUUAGCAUGUGCACCAUCUUGCUAUUGUGGUUGCAAUGACACAGCUAAUAAUACAGUUAGCUUGCUAACGUGCUAAGUGAAAAGUUAAUCAUGACAAUGCUAAACUGAUAAAAUGCUAAAAGCUAAACACAACCACUAACUGCUAACUUUUAUUACAUGCAAUUCUUUGUAGAAGUACCAUAUAUAGAGCCGUAAUUAAAUAUUUUUGGACAUGAAGAAACAAAACUAAACAAAAACACAACAAAAACUGUUUUGGCUUCAGAUUUUUAGCUCAGUGGAGCACAAUCAAACCAAUCAAGUUUCAAUCUGUAGUCACUUGAAUACCGUGUUUAAAGAAGUUCAGACGUGAUUGAAGCUGUUAAGACUACGAAUACCCAGAAAUUACUGCAUGCUAUCAAAGAUGUUGAGAAUUAGGUUUUGGCGGCCAUAACUAUUAUAUAUAUGUAGAGAAGAAGUGACUAUGGUGCUUCAAAACGUGCACCAUUUUGCUAUUCGGGAUUAAACGGGAACCGUAAUACGUUAUUCAAAAAGACAGCUUCACAAAUUAGCGGUUAAAUGAGUGUGUCACAUUACAUGCCUUUUUUUUUUAACUUGAACUCCUAGCUAGCUACAUUCUAUGGGGUAAAUGCACCUUUGAUUUCUGUUUCUAAACUAAAGAAUAGCAUGUAUGUUGAGCAAAUCUUCCAACACAACAGUGAAAAUAUGUCAAUAUACUAUUUUGGACAAUUAUUCCUUCAACUGAGAGUGUAGUUUUUAUGUAUUAUGUAAUCACCAGUUGUGACCUUUGUUGACUUUCAAAGGGUCUCUGUGUAUCUCUGUCACAUGUUUUGAUCAUCCAGACCCAGCCACAUGUUCCAUAUUUCAGUCUGACACACAUUUGUUGGAAGCAUCACAAUCUGAGAACUUGGUGAGGAUAUAUAAUAUCUGCGUAGUGUUCUUGUUUUGUCCCUCACGAGGAUAUAUAAUAUCUGCGUAGUGUUCUUGUUUUGUCCCUCACGGUCAGCUGGUCUUUUCCUGGCUAUGAACAAUGCCACUCAGGCUGUGUUGACAGACUGCCGCCUUGUCAGGCCGCCGGCUCUGAUCUCACGGUCUUUUUGUGGCUCCAUCUC